Daphnia magna is the source of this 776-nucleotide messenger RNA. Its product is annotated as protein suex-1. NCBI's taxonomy places the organism in Eukaryota, Metazoa, Arthropoda, Branchiopoda, Diplostraca, Daphniidae. The record is from RefSeq and is a predicted model, not a curated record. The transcript is spliced from 4 exons. Bases 143 to 646 code for a protein of 167 amino acids.
UCUUGCUUAAAAAACAUAUGGGCGAAAACUCUUGUAUAAAAAGGAACCCUGAAGAGAUCCAAGUCACAACACUUCUAAAAGUCAACUCUGCAAGACCGGUCUUCUUGUACACCAUCAAGUUCAGUCAUCCCAAGUAACAACAAUGGAUUCCUUCAAACUCGCUUUGAUCCUUGUAGCUUUGGUCGUUGUGGCUUACGCCAAAGAAGCUUCCAACGCGGACUUGGAUGUCUCGGAGUCGAAGAAGCGGGGCUAUGGCAGCUAUGGAGGUUAUAGCGGUGGAUACAACAGCGGAUACGGCCAAGGUAGAUAUGCACAAUCCUAUUACCAACCAGCCAGUUAUGGAGGUUAUAGCAGCGGAUACGGCCACGGUGGAUACGGCCACGGUGGAUACGGCCAAUCUGGAUACCGCCAAUCUUACCAACCAUCUUAUCAACCAUCUUAUCAACCAUCUUAUCAACCAUCCUACCAACCAGCAUACCAAUCAUACUACCAGCCAUCCUACCAGCCAUCCUACCAGCCAUCCUACCAGCCAUCCUACCAACCAUCUUACCAACCAGCCUACCAAGUUUCCUACCAACCAGCCUACCAACAAUCUUAUCAACCAUCCUACCAUCAGUCAGCCUACGGAUCCUCCUCUCACUACUGAUACUAAGCUAUUGUCGUAAACAAAACAUGUAAUCAUUAAGGGUGUUUCUAUUUAACUAAUGCUCGUACGUCCAACAUCUACCAUGUGAUGAGUCUCAACUUUGAACAAAUAAAUAACCAUAGCCAGUGUA